Molecule: messenger RNA, 559 nt
Organism: Uranotaenia lowii
Lineage: Eukaryota; Metazoa; Arthropoda; Insecta; Diptera; Culicidae
Product: cuticle protein 19-like
Exons: 2
Coding region: 42-398 (118 amino acids)
Cellular component (GO): extracellular matrix
Source: RefSeq, a predicted model, not a curated record
AGCGUUUCAAUAAGCUACAACACAACAUCUUCAUCAGCAACAUGUUUAAGAUUAUCGCAUUGGUCGCCUGCCUGGCUGUAGUUGCCUCGGCCCAGUACUACGGAUCGGAUCAUGGACAUCAUGAAAUCCACGAGCACAAGGAACACCAUGAUCAUCCCAAGUACAAGUUCGAGUACGGCGUCAAGGAUGGGCACACCGGAGACCACAAAAGCCAAUGGGAGGCCCGUGAUGGGGAUGUCGUCAAGGGAGGAUACACUCUGGAUGAAGCCGACGGAACCCACCGCGAGGUUGAGUACAAGUCCGACCACCAUAAUGGAUUUCAGGCUCACGUCAAGCGUGUUGGCCACGGCCACCAUCCCCAUGGAGAGAGUUACGCCAACAUCGAUCAGCACCAUUGAAAAUCCGAAGGGAGCAGCAAAGCUUCAGCUACCGACUAGGAAUCCCGGAGGCUUCACAGGACCAAGGAAACUGGUUCCUACCCGUGUUCGAAUUAUACCAAUGUUCUUAUCUUGUUGUUGACUAUUGUUGAUACUUAUCUCUCUACACAAAUGACUGAAAA